AUGCUGUGCUGCCUGCUGCUCCUCGCCCUGCUGCUGGGGGCUGCCCUCCCACAGCCUGUGCACCAGAGCUACUCAGUUCCUGAGGAUUUCACUGCUCCCCUGGAGCUUCCACAGAAGCACUUCGGCCUGGUGGAUGAUUACGGCAUCAAACCCAAGCAGCCGCGCUUCGGACCGCGGGCGGCCCCGCGGCGGCCGGUGGAGCUGCGCAGAGCUCGCAAAAGCAAGCGCGACGGGCUGGACCUGCUGGAGUACUACGAGGAUGCGCGCCUGUGA
Pyrgilauda ruficollis (rufous-necked snowfinch) is the source of this 273-nucleotide messenger RNA. It is a transcript of the gene FREY1, whose product is annotated as chromosome unknown C11orf94 homolog. The transcript is spliced from 3 exons. The record is from RefSeq and is a predicted model, not a curated record. Lineage: Eukaryota; Metazoa; Chordata; Aves; Passeriformes; Passeridae. Bases 1 to 273 code for a protein of 90 amino acids.